AUGGCGACCCGGCGCGCCAUGCUCGCGCGCGCGUCCACCGAGACAUGCUCGUCCAGCACGACUGUCGCCGCCCGCCGCCGCGCCAAAGCCACUGCGAAGGCUGUCCAGCCGCCCCCUCCGCAGCACAUUGACCAUGACGACGAGACGUAUGAGACAACCGACAGCGAAGCCGAGCCCUUUCCCUUCUUCGCGCUGCCCGCCGAGAUCCGCCUGCGCGUGUACGAGCUGCUCCUCGCCGUGCCGGGCGUCGUCGACCUCGACCCCAUGAACUACCGAACCAUACUGCGGCGGAUGCUGCCCCUGUUCCUGACCUCGCACCGCAUGCACGAGGAGGCCUACCGCGUCUUCUACGGCACCAAUGUCUUCCGCAUCUUCCCCCUACACGGCCGCUUCUUCCACACCAAGAAGCCGCUCCUCGCCCGCCUCUCGCCACGCUACCGGAACUGCAUCACCCGCCUGGAGCUGCGCCUCGGGCCCGGCUGGCAAGGCCCGCUGCCGAAAUGCUGGGACCUGUCGCCCGAGGGCGCCGAGCGCCUGGGGUUGGCCGACCUGCGCGACGCCCGCUCGCUCAAGGUCUUCGUCGAGUGCGACCCGGCCAGCGACGAGAUAUUUCGCGGAUUCCGCCGGAGCGAUGACUUCUUCACCGCGUUUUGCAGCGGACUGCUGCGCAACCUCUUUCCUUGCGUGCCCAGCAUUGAGGAGGUGCAGUUCGACGGCUUCCCCAGCGUCAAGAAGGACAGCCCCCUCAUGACGGAGCUGCUGUACCAGGUCAGGGGCAAUGGGAAGCGCGUUACAUACGGCCCGGAGCGCGGCUGGGCCGACAAAGUUGCUGAGUUGGAGAGUGGCAUUGCCCGGCUGCAUCUCUGGGCCGGAAGGUAUGCGAACGUGUGA
Messenger RNA from Lasiodiplodia theobromae, 891 nucleotides. Its product is annotated as Twin-arginine translocation pathway signal sequence. The coding region runs from base 1 to 891 and encodes 296 amino acids. The transcript has a single exon. The record is from RefSeq and is a predicted model, not a curated record. NCBI's taxonomy places the organism in Eukaryota, Fungi, Ascomycota, Dothideomycetes, Botryosphaeriales, Botryosphaeriaceae.